AUGUCCCUGCCAGGUACCGAUCGUGCAGUCAUGGCCACCGGUGGUACUUUACAGAAGGCAAUCGAUUUGGUGACGAAAGCAACAGAGGAGGAUCGGAACAAGAAUUAUGAAGAAGCCAUGAGGUUAUAUGAAAAUGGAGUGCAGUAUUUCCUUCAUGCCAUUAAAUAUGAAGCGCAGAGUGAACGAGCCAAGGAAAGCAUUCGUGGAAAGUGCAUGCAAUACCUUGAACGCGCAGAGGUUCUCAAAGAACAUUUGAAGAAAAAUAAGAAGAAACCCGUCAAAGCUGGCGCAACUGAUGAAAAGAAGUCGAACGGUGGGAAAGGAUCAGAUUCAGAGUCCGACGAAUCGGGUGAUAACCCAGAGAAGAAGAAGCUUCAAGCCUCUCUUCAAGGUGCCAUCAUCAUGGAGAAACCAAAUAUCAAGUGGAACGAUGUCGCUGGAUUGGAAGCUGCGAAAGAAGCAUUGAAAGAAGCAGUGAUCCUUCCUAUUAAGUUUCCGCAUUUAUUCACUGGAAAGCGGACACCGUGGCGUGGAAUUUUGCUGUUCGGUCCUCCUGGGACGGGUAAAUCGUACCUUGCAAAAGCUGUCGCUACAGAAGCUAACAACUCCACCUUCUUUUCGGUGUCCUCUGCCGACCUUGUUUCCAAGUGGUUGGGCGAAUCAGAGAAGCUUGUGCGUAACCUGUUUGAGCUUGCCCGAACCCACAAACCGUCGAUCAUCUUCAUCGACGAAAUCGACUCCUUGUGUUCGUCUCGUUCAGAUAACGAAUCUGAAUCAGCGAGACGAAUCAAAACUGAGUUCCUGGUUCAAAUGCAAGGCGUUGGCAACAGCAGUGACGGUGUUCUUGUCUUGGGAGCAACCAACAUUCCGUGGGUCCUCGACGCGGCCAUCAGACGAAGAUUCGAGCGACGUAUUUACAUCCCAUUGCCUGAAGCACCUGCCAGGACGAACAUCUUCAAAAUUCACGUUGGAAACACCCCGAAUUCGCUCUCCGAGGAAGAUUUCAGGACUCUAGGAAACAAAACCGAUGGGUUCUCUGGUGCGGAUAUAUCGGUUGUUGUGCGUGAUGCAUUGAUGCAGCCAGUGCGGAAGGUUCAAACCGCGACGCACUUCCAACGUGUCCGCGGACCUUCGCGAGAUGACCCAAAUGUUACAGUCGAUGACUUGCUCUCCCCUUGUUCCCCUGGAACCCCUGGGGCGAUCGAAAUGUCGUGGAUGGAUGUGCCUAGUGAUAAGCUACUCGAACCUGUGCUGAAUAUGGGCGACAUGUUGCGAUCGCUGGCAACAACACGCCCUACUGUAAACGCCGAGGAUUUAAUCAAGUUGGACAAGUUUAAGUCUGAUUUCGGGAUGGAAGGUUGAGCCAAAAGUCUUUGCGUUUGGGUAGGUUUGCUUUGGCAGAUAUUGCGUUUUCUCCAUCGUACUCCCGAUUCAGACGAGAAUGCCGGAUACUAGUUGAUUUUUAUGAUUAUAUUGAUCGUGCUCAGUGAAAGUUUUGCUGAAUUCGGAGGAGAGCGUUAAUUUUUUACGUCCCUGAAAGCGGUGCAACUUCACUUGCCGAGAUUUAAUGUAAGAUGCAAAGAAUCGCGUUAACUCAUCUAGAGGAACUGGUUUUCACAUCUGAACCGUCAUCGAUUGUGGUUCGUGGAAACCCGCGGCUUAGUGAUUUUAACUUUUAUGAGAAUUUUUUUUUAAAUGUUUCCGUUACCUUUAAGCGCCUUGUUUCCUCGCCAGUGAUUUCGUAUGGCUUUUUUUCACUGGGCACUUGUGAUGUACCAAUCGAUCGUUUGCAGCACGGUACGAUUGAGGAAAUGGCUUAAUUCUCGAGUCCCGACGCUAUGGAGAGCCUAAGCCCAUUUAUUGAAAGCGAAGAGCGUUUUAUUUGUGAGAACAUGGACGAAACUUUUCGUGAGGACGACGUGUACAGUAAAUCUACCGUUACUUUGCAAUCGCUUGCGCUUUUUUGCUGGGAUCGAUUUUGUUGAAGAUGAGAAACAAAACUGCUUUUCCUGGAUAAAAC
Messenger RNA from Notodromas monacha, 2020 nucleotides. The record is from the annotation of a GenBank genome assembly. NCBI's taxonomy places the organism in Eukaryota, Metazoa, Arthropoda, Ostracoda, Podocopida, Cyprididae.